This is a messenger RNA of Hymenoscyphus albidus, 950 nucleotides long. Lineage: Eukaryota; Fungi; Ascomycota; Leotiomycetes; Helotiales; Helotiaceae. The record is from the annotation of a GenBank genome assembly.
GUAAAUAAAUCACCCAAUGGCAAUCCAUCUCUCCGUUUAUCGGACCGAAAUCUCACAGCGGGCCGAGUAUUGGAAGUAGCGAAUGUGGCUGAAAUGCUUAAGACAGCCAAUCAGCUUAUCGCGGAAAGUCAGCCUUUUGGCUUUGAUAGCCUCAUCAUACAUUUUAUCUCAAGCCUUCCCAACUUUCUACUUGUAUUUGUUGACUUUGCCAACAACCUCCACACUACUUCAUAUUCAUACCACCAUGACAUCCCGACCAACCCUAAGUCCACUAAAAACAGCAUGGUACAAAUGGAAAUCUCUCCGAUGGGUUCCAGGACGCAAGAAAUUCCUCGUUGGUACGUACCCCUCCAUUUCCUUCUCUUACAACCCCCAAUUCCCUCAUCCUCUCAAUUCCACCCAACUUCAGCUAACAACCCCUAGGCCUCGACCUCAACGGUAAUACCUUCUGGGAAUUUCGCGACGCCCUCAACUCCCACAAACACAAGAUGCGGCGCAUAGUCCAAUACCCCCACUUCGCGCACCUCUCCGACGUCCAGGUGUCUCCCCAAUGGCUGCAAUGGCUGCGCCAUACACGGAAAGAAGCGCCUAGUAUUGCGGAGCAGGAGGGGGAUGGUGCACGACGGGAGAGACUUAAGAUCCUUGCGCAGGCGGCGGACGAGAGGUGGGCGAGGAAGGGGAGUUUUCUGGAGAAGCCUAAGGUGGCGGAGGGGGGUUUGUUGGGGGUGGGUGAGGUUGAGAGGGCCGAGGGCGUGAAUAAAACGGAUUGGGGGAGGUGGGAAGAUGUGGCUGUGGAUUCUAAGGCUCAGGAGCAGUCAACGAGACGGAGUCCUGCGACUAAACCUGAGAGUCAGGGGAGCGAAGAUCCGUGGAAGCAGGCGAAGGGGGGACCGAGUGAGGAGUGGCAGCCCCAGACUUGGGGUGGUGGCAAAGCUCCUGUACGAAGAUGA